GUGACAAAAUAUUAGAUCUGUCAAAAGAAAUACCUCAAAUUUGGCUGCAACAAAUUAUUGUGUGACAAAAUUUCCUUGUAUCAACAAAAUAAACAGUACUACUAGAAAAUCCACGUUUAAAAUGAAGAGUUGAUUUCCCCGGAUGGACGAUAUAGAUGAUUUUUUCCACAUACUUGAAGUUCCAAGUUAAUUUGAAGUGUUAUCUAAAGUAUCCGUCACAUGGCGGCACGUCUAAGUCCUCGGAACUCUGAAGUGAAUGCCUUGGAACAACGGGGGUACCUCAUAGGAAAGAAAAUCGGCCAAGGUUCAUACGCCACCGUCCACUUGGCCGACUAUGUGGACAGUUCAGGGCCAAAGAAAAUGCGCCUAGCGUGCAAGAUUUUCGACAAGGAAAAAGCCCCUAAAGAUUUUCUAGAGAAGUUUUUUCCCCGCGAGCUGGAAAUUUUAACAAAGAUUGAAAAUCCACACAUCAUUCAAGUACAUAGUAUACUACAGAGAGGUCCCAGAGUUUUUAUUUUCAUGAGAUAUGCGGAUAACGGCGACCUCCUCGACUUUAUCAAGCGGAAUGGAGUGAUCCCGGAGUCUCAGGCGAAGAUAUGGUUUCGCCAAAUGGCCAGCGGACUCCAUUACCUCCACGGAAAGAAUGUGGCUCACAGAGAUUUAAAGUGUGAGAACAUUCUGCUCUCGAGAAAAUUCAACGUUAAGUUGGCAGAUUUCGGCUUCGCGCGUUUUUGUGUAGACGGAGAAGGAAGGAGGAUACUGAGCCAGACCUAUUGCGGCUCGGCUGCUUACGCGGCUCCGGAAGUGGUUAGCGGCAAACCCUACAACCCCAAGCUGUCUGACGUGUGGUCCCUGGGGAUAAUACUGUUCAUCAUGCUGAACGCUUCGAUGCCUUUCGACGAUUCGAACCUGAGGAAGCUGCUGAAGGACCAGAUGACCAAGAACUGGGUUUUUAGGUCGAGGGUCAGGGACACCCUGUCUUCGAGCGCCAAGAACUUGGUGCGACACCUCCUGGAGCCCGACCUGACCCUUCGCCUUACCCUGGAUCGGGCGCUUCAGCACGACUGGACCAAGAUCCGAAAGGAGAGGUCCUCUCUGCUAGGACGAUUGGUGCAUUCCGCACCGCAGACCACUAGACAUGGGGGUGUGCCAGCGCAGUACAUCGAAGAUGGUCAGAUCGCUGGGGAUUACGCGAACCCCGAAAUGAAGAAAAGCGAAAUGAGGAUAGCAAUGGAUAAUACGUAGUAUAUAAUUUUGUCACACAUUUCCGAAAUUACCGCAUCGUGAUGACACGACGUAAGUUUCAUAGUGAACGCGUUCUAUGUAGUGAUUGUGAUGAUUCUUUUCACUGUAUAAAGAUGGUUGAAAUUCUAAUAAAUAUUGUGCCUACUUA
Messenger RNA from Coccinella septempunctata (seven-spotted ladybird), 1393 nucleotides. RefSeq names its product testis-specific serine/threonine-protein kinase 3-like. The record is from RefSeq and is a predicted model, not a curated record. Lineage: Eukaryota; Metazoa; Arthropoda; Insecta; Coleoptera; Coccinellidae. The coding region runs from base 220 to 1245 and encodes 341 amino acids. Gene Ontology annotation, biological process: microtubule cytoskeleton organization; protein phosphorylation; intracellular signal transduction. Gene Ontology annotation, cellular component: cytoplasm. Gene Ontology annotation, molecular function: tau-protein kinase activity; ATP binding; protein serine/threonine kinase activity. The transcript has 2 exons.